AUGUCAUUGCUUUUUUCUGGCAUUUUGAUCUUAGGGGUGAUACUCAUUUGCUUUGUAAUUUACAUUGUAUUUACUGUAGCAUGGUAUUUAUAUGGUAGACAAAUACUGUCUGCUCCAACAUUAAGCCAGGAGGACCCAAAUGAUCACCCAGCAGCCAAGGAGAAAUGCUUUAUUUACCGGAAACUGAAGCCGGAUGUGAUCACGUUCAGCUACAAGAAAGAAUUGAGUGAUGAUCUAAAUCAGGAAGAGGAAAGUUGUGAUCAAAAUGAAUGCGUGGUGUGCUUGAGAGGUUUACAGAAUGAGGAAUUUGUGAGGCAGCUUCCAAAAUGCAAGCACACAUUCCAUGCGCCUUGUAUAGACAUGUGGCUCUACUCUCAUUCGGAAUGCCCCAUUUGCCGGAAGGCGAUUGAUCGGUUGCCGGAGGAAGGUGCAUUUACACCAGGCCGGAAGUCGCAGGAGGUCUCAGUAGAUAUCAGCCCAUCAUUAACCUUAACAACUAUCUCAAUAAUCUGCUAG
This is a messenger RNA of Fragaria vesca subsp. vesca, 516 nucleotides long. RefSeq names its product RING-H2 finger protein ATL2-like. The coding region runs from base 1 to 516 and encodes 171 amino acids. The transcript has a single exon. NCBI's taxonomy places the organism in Eukaryota, Viridiplantae, Streptophyta, Magnoliopsida, Rosales, Rosaceae. The record is from RefSeq and is a predicted model, not a curated record.